CGGCUCAAGCGCCCGGGCGUUUGGUGAGUCCAAUCUUGGUUAUAAAAAGAACAAUCAAUAAUUAAACCAUCUCCAUGAAUCAAACAUGUGCACAUGUACUACAUGUAAGUUAAAUAAUCAAUUCACUCAUGGUCGUCAAAACUGACGUUAGAAAUGGGCUAUCGGGCUUGAAUGGAGAGCGCAUGAAUUACAUGGAGACUCAGAGAAUUAGCCCGUCCCCCAAGAGUUUCCACAAUAGCUCCAUGUUGUCUUGUCCCUUUCGUGGGCGACUUUGUGGGUCCUGGCUGGAACUUCUAUUUCCUUGCCUACCGAUAUCGUUAUUAUUCUGCAGUCCUGUGAGGACGCCUUAACGUUGAACAACAACUAAACUAGCAUUCAUUGCGGGUCCCUGGAGGAAUAGAAAUAUGCGACCUGUUGGAAGUAUGCUUUAGUAUCUAUCCAUUCUACAAACCCGUCCCAAGACUUCACCAAAGUUCAUCCUACCAGAUCCGCAGCAUGCCUUUCCGCUGGCCACAUAAUCCACCCCCACAGAAAGUCAUCAAAGAAAUCGAAGAGAUUCUGACAGAUGCUCUCACAAUCCUGUCCUAUAACGCCGACCUGAUUGCUGACGAAGAACAAAAUUCGUUCAGCGAGGAGUUCAGCAGGCUCAUAAAUGUUCGUGUCGAGUUGAAAAAGCGCACGGCGUACCACAGAUUGACCGAAGUACGAGAUGAAUGCAAGCUUUUAAAACAACGCCUCAAACAAGCAUGCAAGACGCACCGGGAAGAAAACUUCAGGAUGGGAUUUCUUGCAACUGCCGCAGUAUAUGAAGUGCCCGCAACAGGUACUGGAACUGGUACAUCUCAUGAGACUAACACCUGAGAGCCUUGUCUCGUUCGGCCUGCCUCAUUUUGAGUUUCUCCUCAGGCAGGCUCUCUCUCGAUUCCCGGAAUGAUUGAUAUGUUUUGCUCUGGACGAGUAGAUAGCCCAAUCUUUAGUGCAUAUAUUAGCAUCUCGAAGCG
Messenger RNA from Suillus subalutaceus, 1001 nucleotides. RefSeq lists its product as uncharacterized. The coding region runs from base 496 to 861 and encodes 121 amino acids. The record is from RefSeq and is a predicted model, not a curated record. The transcript has 4 exons. Lineage: Eukaryota; Fungi; Basidiomycota; Agaricomycetes; Boletales; Suillaceae.